Molecule: messenger RNA, 3929 nt
Organism: Spodoptera frugiperda (fall armyworm)
Lineage: Eukaryota; Metazoa; Arthropoda; Insecta; Lepidoptera; Noctuidae
Product: polypeptide N-acetylgalactosaminyltransferase 1
Exons: 19
Coding region: 122-3544 (1140 amino acids)
Cellular component (GO): Golgi apparatus
Source: RefSeq, a predicted model, not a curated record
AAGCCCCGAUAAGAUACAAUAAAAUGGAAAAUAAAAACUAAACAGUUUCCUAUCCAGAUUAGGCUGAAUAGCAUGUUUACGGUUGCCUUUCCUGUUUUAAAAAGUCAAACUGUAAACAAACAUGGUUGAAAUGAAACGUCAAAAUCAGUCGGUCGCCGAAUGCGGCGCGGCGUGUCGUCGCUUAGUUUAUAAAUAUUUGAGAAUGGUGCAUUUUCCAGUGCGAAAGUGCUACCAAGCGGCCAAGUUGGUGUUGUUGGUAGUUUUGGUGGUGACAAUCUUGGGUCUGUUCGAGCAGUGGCGAGGUGGCAAGAGGAAUGCGCGAGCGGAGUACUCGGAUCCGUUGGAGGCUGAGUACGAGAGAGAGAUAUUGGAAGACGAGGCGAGGAUCGUGCCCGGGCUGGGCGAGGGCGGCGCCGCCGCGCACCUGCUCGGGGAGGAGAAGAAGCUGGGCGAGGAGUCCGAGAAGAAGCUGGCCAUCAACGUGUACCUGAGCGACCGGAUACCGUACAACAGAACUCUGAGAGACUUCCGCAACCCGGCGUGCAAGCGCGUACUGUACGACGCUGAACUGCCCUCGGCGUCCGUGAUCCUGAUAUUCCACAAUGAACCUUAUUCCGUGGUAGUAAGGACGAUAUGGAGCGUGGUGAACAGCGCGCGCCGCAGCCAGCCGUGGUACAAGCACGCCAACUUCAUCGACCGCCAGACCGGCAGGCUUAUGGCUGCAGGGUACCCGGGGCAGGACCCCACCUCCAAGUUCGUGUACCUGAAGGAGAUCAUCCUGGUGGACGACAACUCCACGCUGCCCGAGCUGAAGGGCAAGCUCAGCCACUACGUGCGCACGCGCCUGCCGCCCGACCUCAUCCGGAUACUGCGCCUGCCGGACCGGGUAGGCUUGACCCAGGCCAGGAUGGCGGGCAGCCGCGUGGCGCGCGGCGACGUGCUGGUGUUCCUGGACUCGCACUGCGAGGCGCUGCAGGACUGGCUGCGGCCGCUGCUGCACCGCAUCAAGGAGGGCCACUUCCACGUCGUCACGCCGCUCAUUGACGUCAUCGAGAAGUCCAACCUCGCGUACGAGCCCGGCGACUGGAGCGAGUUCGAGGUGGGCGGGUUCUCGUUCAUGGGCCACUUCACGUGGACCGACGUGCCCGAGCGGGAGAAGAAGCGGCGCGGCUCCGACAUCGCGCCCACGUGGUCUCCGACGAUGGCGGGCGGUCUGUUCGCCAUCAGCCGCACGUACUUCUGGGAGCUGGGCGCGUACGACGAGCAGAUGGGGGGCUGGGGGGGGGAGAACCUCGAGAUGUCCUUCCGGAUCUGGCAGUGCGGCGGCACCCUGGAGACCAUCCCGUGCUCCCGCGUGGGGCACGUGUUCCGCAGCUUCCACCCGUACGGGAUGCCCGCGCACACCGACACGCACGGCAUCAACACGGCGCGCAUGGCCGAGGUGUGGAUGGACGAGUACGCCGAGCUGUUCUACCUGCACCGCCCCGACCUGCGGAACAACCCAAAGAUCGGCGACGUGACCCAUCGGAAGAUACUCCGCGAGAAGCUGAAGUGCAAGAGCUUCCAGUGGUACCUGGACAACAUCUACAAGGAGAAGUUCGUGCCGGUGCGCGACGUGUACGGGUACGGGCGGUUCCGCAACGCGGCCAGCAACAUGUGCCUGGACACGCUGCAGCGCGAGGCCGACGCCUUCCACCUGGGCUGCUACCCCUGCCACCCCGACCUGCAGGCCACGCAGUACUUCUCCUUCUCGCUCGCCGGCGAGCUGCGCGACGAGUUCAACUGCGCCGUCGUCAAGAUGACCAGAGAGUCGGAGGGCGAGGACGCGUCCCGUCCGGUGGUGAUGACGGCGUGCAAGGCGGGCGAGCGGUCGCAGCGCUGGCGGCGCCUGGCGGGCGGGCGCCUGCAGCACGCCGCCAGCGGGCUGUGCCUGGCCGCGCCGCGCGACAUCGCCGACGUGCGCGCCGCGCCCUGCGCCCCGGCAGACCCCAGCCAGGCCUGGGCCAUCGACUACACCGAGGACAACAACUUCCACGCCAACGACCUCAGGUUCGGCGCGGAGCGGGAGAAGCGGCUCAACAGGCUGCGCGGACAGAGACGUAUCUCCCGGUCGCUACUGUCCUACUCGGACACCAACUCCAACCUGCUGGAGGACGCGCGCCGGGAGGACGGAGGGAACGCCACCAUACGCCGGCACUCACACAAGGGCAAGCACCACAAGCGCCACGGCCGCAAGCGCAGCCGCAGCAAGAAGCGCACGAAGAACAAGUUCAUCCUGAAGAUCGCGCGCACGCUGAUGAACGGCACGGAGGAGCACCUGGAGGUGGACAUCCACUGCAAGCACCGCCAGCUCUUCCCCAACAACACCUUCGUAAGGGACCUCGUCACCAUACUCAACGAGAGGAACGUUAAGGUGAUAAACAACGGGCGCGUGUUCGAGCGCAACAAGGUGACGGAGCUAGAACAACAGGCGCAGAAGGUGCUGAACAAGCUGGACAUCGAGCCCCCCCCCACGCCCGCGCCCCCGCAGCCCCCCGCCCCCAGGCACCAGCCCGGACCCCGCAUCCGGGGGCCCGAGGUGGGUAUGGCUCAGAUGCGGGAAGGGGUGAAGCAACGAAUAAAGAAGACCAAACAGAGCCCGGCCGUGCAGUCCGUGAUCACGCAGGAGCCCGUCAACGACGCGCUCGCGCAGAUAGAGGGGCUGUCCGCGCUGGGGGGGCCGCCCCGCAUCGACCUCCCCCCGCGACACACCCCCCACAAGGCCAAGAAGAUUAUCAUCGAGGACUUCGUCGAGGUGAAGCGACUCACUCCCUCGCCCGCACCACUACAGGGGGAGAAGGGGGGACAGCCGCAGCGCACCCGUAAACGCAAACGCAAGCGCAACCACAGCACGACCGCGUACCCUCCUCCCGCGCCGCCGCCCCCCGCGCCCGCGCCCCCCUCCCCGCCCCCCGCCGUGGUCCCGCUGGUGGCCCCGCACGAGUUGCUCCGCGAGCGCCUGGACGACUCGCACUCCGACUCGCACUCCUCCAGCGACAGAGACAGGGAGGACUCCGCGGAGGACACCACGCAGGGGGACAGCAUGGACCGCUCCGCCGGACUCGAGGACUGGACUAUCGGUGAGUCUCGGUUCCGGCGCAACAACUCGCGCGUGCGGCCGCUGCGCCGCAACGACAUCGACUCGCAGUCCGUGGAGCGCGCCGCGCCCCGCGAGCCGCGCCCCGCGCCGCGCGCCCCCGCGCCCCAGGACCCGCGCCCCCGCGACCCCGACACGGACUACAUGCGGAGGUCCGACACUACGGACGAGCCGCAGUACCAGUCCGCGGCGCCCGUGAAGGUGGUGAUGCGCAGCAACCUCACCUUCAACCUCGGGGACGAGUUCUUCGCCUGGAGGACCCGCGCCACCGACGACCUCGUGAGUGAGUUCCUCGGCGAGCUCGCCAUCCCCCCCACCAACGCCACGAGCGGCGAGGCGAGCACGGCCCGCGCCGACCCCACCAGUGGACAACACUCGGACUCCUCGUCCGACAGCAGCGGCGACUGAGCGUGACGUCACUACACACCGCUACAUGUGAUGACGUCACGCGCGCGACAAUGUCGUGCGACAAGGUUUGUCGUAUAGGUACGUUCGUGUGUUGUGUGUUUUGUUAAUAUUUUCUCUUUACUUCAACUUGCAAUACAAAUUCGUUUUCUUAUGCUCAUGUUAAAGUGAAAUGGUGGCAAUAUCCAUGAAAUAAUAAUAAAAUACACAACGCACGACCUCCCCACCACGGACAGUGUUGCUAUAUAUAGUUUGUCGCCGCGCCAAGCGAGCAAUGCUCGCGUUACAAGUUCAAAUAUACUUAAAUAUAAUUAAUAUCUAAUGUUACUGAUGACAGAAUGCUAUCCGUCCGUCAGUUCCUCUGUCAUUCUUGUGAAUGAAUGUGUUU